UGCAAUGGAGUUAAAAGAAAGAAAAUUCCGUUUAAAAGAAAGGAAUUAACAAAUAAAGUGGCUUGAUUAACGUUAAAAUUUGAGUUAACUCAUGAAUGCAUGGUACUCAAAGUGAUCAUAGAUAUUCAAUACAUACAUAAAUAUCUGAUUUACAAUCUAAUAGCGUCGAUUUCAUGAAAGCGAAAUCGAAAGUGUACUGUUGUAUAUUCGGACUGAAUUCUUUCGGAUACUGGGGAGUGUACACAGUCCGAAAACAUAAUACAAAAAAAUGGAAAAAGUUCAAUGUAAACGCCAAUGUACUGUAAAAAUGGCGUAACAAAAACUUUGCAACAUUUCAACCUCUUCACUGCCCGUUAAGGCAUGACGCGUGCGCUGUUGGGCUCGUUACAAAAGAAGCACAAACUGACGUUCGAAAAUCAACAAAAUGACGUUCGAAAGUCAACUGAAGCUUGGGCAGUUCCGAAAUUGGGUGAGAUCGUCGAUCGGUCUUCGUUGCUUAAAGGAUGGUCUCUUGGACUACGUUUCGACGAAGACUGAAGAACAAUAUGAAACAUUUGUGACAUACGUGAAAGGCAGAGCCAAAAUCGACACGUUCACUUGUGAAAAGUGUGAAUUAUGCAACCUUUUACCUCACCAUGCGCUAGAAAAACGGCCAUGUAACCAAAAAAAUGUCAAAUCUUGUAAUUGCAAGCGGCAGGGGGGCAGACGGAUUUGUCCUGAGGGCGGGGCUUGUGGCAUAUUCUAUGACUGUGUCAUUGAUGAACAUUCUCAAAAAGACCCAAGUUGGUGCAACACUUCAGUUGAACUCUGGUCGACUAAUAGCUUUGAAUUUUUGAAAUGUUAUAUUUCAACACCCGGAUACAAGAACAAAAUAUCUCUUUCUCAAAUAGAUGCGUCUGGGCUGUUGAGCAUAUGUCUGAACAAUAUGGGAUUGAAUGCUGCUUUCAAUAAUAUUCUUGACUUGUUAAAGAAGGUUAAAGAUUAUAGGAAUGAAAUACUUCAUUCAGGCGAUCUCAAGAUCAGUAACGAGAGGUUGAAAGAAUACCUCAACGACAUGAAAGGAAUUUUGCAACAUUCCGAACUGGAUGAAAACGAAGCUGCGCAAAGAGAACUAAAACAGCUUCAAAUGCUAGAAACCGACGAGAUUGUCAUCACAUCCCAGGAAGGUAUCAAUAUGAGAAAGGAUGCAUUAAAGGCAGUUAUUGAAAGAGAAAUCGAAUUGAAGCUUAAUCUCUCCGACGAAUAUUCAUCCUUAUCAACAGACGAUGACACGACGACUGUGAAAACGCCUUUAACCAAUGGCGACACAUCUGUUGUGAAGGCGACUUUAACAGCAGAAGAGAGGGACAAAAUAGAAAAAGAACUCGCUCAGCUAGUUUGUAUUGAAAACAAGCACUACAGGUGCAUAGAGGCUUCGCUUCAGGAAGUGGAAAAAGAGAUGCUGAGAGUAAAAGAUACUAUAAGAACGCACAGAUCAGAUUUAGAAGAAAUCAAAACGGGCCUUCUUUCUCAACAUAAUGUUUUGCGUUCUUUGUCAGAGGAACAACAGAAACAAAGUAAGGUUUUGGUGGAGACACAUACUUUGCUCGAAGAUGUUUGUGCGACAGGAAUUGAAACACAUUCUACGGCACAAGCAACUCAUAAAGUUGUCCUACAAUCAAGCAACGAUAUCAAAGAACUUACCGAACAGAUUCGACGAAUGAAUGCUCCGAAUGUCGUGCCAGAACUGAAGCUGACAGUUAACAUCUCUAACACUGACAAAAAUGGCGAAAAGCAGCUGUCACAGAGGCUCGUUGAGGUCGGUACCAGUAUCGUAAAUAUGGAGAAAAUUCCUCCUGAAAAGAAAACACAGCUUAGACAUUGUCUGAAGAUGGCAUUAAAUGAAAUUGAAAAAGAUGAAAACGAAGUUACGGCAUUGAAAGAAGAAUGUUUAGCUAUUUAUGUACGAAGCAAGUCUUUGAUAGCCUGGGCUGACCUUUGUGAAAGGUGUCUUGCAAAGGAGUUUACACAGACAUUUAGAUCAGUAGAAAGGGAAGUAAGACGCCUGACUGGUUUAAAAAACGUUGAAUUGGACGUAGUUGUCUACGAAGAGGACUUUUUGAAAUCUGUUAACGCAAUAGUCUUAGGUUCAACGAGAAGCGAAACUAUUCAGGAAAAUGAUAAUGCAAACACCAACAGAGAGGUCGAAGAAGUGAGAACUGUUCAAACGUCAUCCGGAAGAAGACGAUACCAGAUUUGCUUCACUUUUGAAUCGUCAAGUGAUUCAGAUGAAAGUUCAACCGCCAGAAGAGAGACGUCCUCAAAUGACAAUACUGUGACGGCAGAUUUCCUGGAUGGCUUAGACGAAGAUGAAGAUAAUGAAACAAAUGAAGACGAAUAUGACAAGGAUGUGAUUGAAAUGAUUGAAAUCGACACACGCAACACUAUUAUGAAAGAAUCACACAUGGGACAAGCUGAUAUUCCGAAUGAGUUGGUCUGUAAAUCAUGCAGGAAAAAGUUCCAAGCAAGUGAAGAACUUUCCGACCAUCUAUCAGAGUACUCCAAUAUCAGCCACCGUCUCUCCGAUGAGCGUUCUAAGUGGACACAAAGGUCUCCUCCUAGAGGAGUGAAACUUGAAAACUUCACUCUUUGUGAAAGGUAUUCAAAGAAGAAAGCAUGUCCGUACGGAGAUAAAUGCACUAGACCUCACACUGAUAGCGAAUUAAAAGAAUGGAAUAAGCGACUGGAAUCAAUGAGACAACUUGUUCUUCAUAUUGGAGAAAAUAUUGAGGGUCUAGCGUUGGGUUAUUCUUUGCACAAGCUUUUUAAAGAAGAAAAGCAGAUGAAAGCGACAAGGCAAGAGCUUGAUUUUGUAUUCAUCCAAUCUCUCUCUGAUUUGAAUGUACAUACCAUCACAAAGAGGUUCAAGAAUAAAUGGACGUUCAAAAUAAACAGCGAGUAUUCUCUGAAAAGUGUGUGUCUAACUGACCAGGAAGCUUCGACGUACUACAGUAUAAGUAAUAUAACAGACAGCACAGACAACCGUGACGAUUGUUACGAAAGGUUUCAACAAAAAGAUGAGUGGAAAAACCCAAAAUAUUUGUUGGACCGAGGUGUAUACAAAUAUACGAUAAAGGUUGCAUUCCAAACAGAAAUAUACGGAUCGUUUUAUCAAAACAUCAUCUUUGAUUUUGGAAAGCCGGAACUUCUUCUCAAACAGGUAGCUGUAGAAUCUGCGCCUGUGACAAGCGUUGAUGAAGUUCGUGACAAGUUUGAAAAACAGUGCGAAGGGAGAUGGCAGGAAGAAAAUGUGAACGUUAUGGAGUUCUUUGAAAGAACGGAGGAAGAUGAUAUAGGAAUCAAACUUAUGAAGCAGUAUCCGCUUAAAGAGCUCCUAUCAGAAGAAUUCCCGGAUUCUCUUAAUAGGGAAAACUACACGACAUGGAUGCACAUGAUGUUGUAUGCAGAGGAGCAGGCUGGACUGGAGGAAAUUUCAAGAUUCAAUAUCAAGACAUACUUGAUCUUGGAAGAUUGUCUUAAACCAAUUGACAACCCGACGUCUGAAACACUGUAUGCUCAAGAUGGAGAACUGUUUGCGCGAAUUUCUCUAAACGACGAGUUGUCUGUCGAUUCGAAAAUUGGAAAAAUGAUUCUGAGACAGACUCAUAUGAUAUGGAUUGCACCAGUUGCGGCUGAAAGUGGAUAUGCACAUUCAAAAAUGACGGUUUAUGAAGCCCGAAUAGAACAUAGAGAGCGUGAUUUCAUAGAUGUAGAAUUGUCCAGACAAUGCGUACAGGGACUUAGACUUAAAUGUGGACUGGAAAUACAGGUCGAGAUACAAUUUCAACUCGACCGCGUCGUAUUUUGUGAAAUGCAUCGGGCUGUGGACAACUUACAUCACCUAGACUUUGUUUUUCCGCCUCUCCUCCACACACACGAUUUUCAAAAGACAGCGUCGGUUCUAGAAAGGACAUUCGAUAACGAAGGGAUGGGAGAUCUUAAUCAAAACCAAAUUACUGCCGUGGUCAAGUCUUCCUGCACCCUAAAGAAAGUGACGCCACCGCUUCUUAUUGUUGGGCCCUACGGGACGGGAAAGACAUAUACGAUUGCACAGGCAGUGAAAUACAUCAUCACCCAAAGCAUGAAGUCUCCACAAGAACCAAAGUCUCGAGUGCUCAUAAGCACUAGUUCAAACAGCGAGGCUGACGCGUACAUCAAAGAUUACAUGCACCAGUUUGUUGAAGCUGGCAUCUCUGAAGCCCGGCCACUGAGAAUUUACUACAAGUAUCGAUGGAAACAGACUGUUCCAAAAACUGUCCUGGCUUACUGUACACUGGAAGAGAACGACGGAAAAAAGGGGACAUUUCGAUCACCAACCAAGGCCGAAGUUUCUCAACACAGGGUUAUUGUGACUACCUUGCAUACUGCAAAGCUGCUUACCUAUCUAGAUCUUCCAGAAGAUUUCUUCACGCAUAUAUUCAUCGACGAAGCAGCGCAAUCCCUGGAAUGUGACUUGCUUAUACCAAUUUCAUUGGCUGGAGCAAAAACACGGAUUAUACUUGCUGGUGAUCAUAUGCAGAUAAGCCCUGACGUUUGUUCAAAGAUUGCCCAGCAAGAACAAUUUCAGAUGUCAAUGCUAGAGCGACUUGCAGAGUAUUACCUUAUGGACAGCCCGUUUGUUGUUACUCUUGGUGACAAUUAUCGCUCUAACAAGGCUAUCAUUGACUUCACCUCAGCUCUCUUUUAUGACAGCCGUUUGAAAGCAGUCAAAAAUCCUGCACCUCAUAAGGUUUACUAUCCGCUCACUUUUUUCACUGCCAGAGGAAAAGAAAUCAUGCCUGACUUGAAGAUUGGAUAUUACAACAUGUCUGAGUUGUACGAAGUUGUUGAUCAGGUCCAACAACUUUGUAAACACUGGCCGCGAGAAUGGGGAAGGUUUGACAGAAAAAGCAUCUGUGUUGUCUCGACAUACACCAUGCAGAUAUGGUGCAUACGAGCAGAGUUGCGGAGACGAGGGAUUCACCACGUCCCAGUCGAGAUGGUUACCAACGUCCAAGGCAAACAGUUUCGUGUGAUCAUCAUGAGCACAGUUCGGACCAAGCACACCUGUUCUGUGAAUACCGCAGACAAUGAUGACUAUGAUCUCGGAUUUUUGUCGAACCUAAAGCUGUUGAACACGGUCAUUACAAGGGCACAGUCGUUGGUUAUUGCAGUUGGUGAUCCUGUUGCUCUGUGCCUCAUAGGACGCUGCAGCAAAGUAUGGGAAUAUUACCUGGAAAUAUGCAACGACCAUGGAAGCUUUUUUGGCCUGACAUGGAAACAUUUUAAGUCGUUGCUUGAAAAUACUGAGGUUGAGGAAACAUACAGGUUGAAUCCACUAGCCAAGGAGUUCGUACCAAGGACGUGGAUCGACAGCAUCCGAGUUCCUCCCAACAGUCCUGUAUCUGCGGUUGAAUCAGUCGCUCGGCCAUUAUCACAAGAAAACAAGUUUGGAGAUCUAAAGCAGCCAGCUGUGACACAUCCGUUGCAAAGCAUUGCAGUGCCACCUUGUGUAGAUCAAGCAGCAGUGGAAUUGAUAACAGAGCAAAUACCUUCAAUUGACAAUGUUCAAUUUGGACUACCUGCACCCCACGCGAAUAUGAAUGUUGUACCGUCAACAACAAUGACCGAAUCCUCGAUGUUUUCAAUACACAGCGAGAUAAACGUCGAGCAAGCGUUGCCAUUAAAAACACAGCAAGAUACCGUUUUCAAUAGAGACCCGGGCUAUAUAAGAAGUCAACGAUAUCAUGGUAUGAAUCCAGAUGCAACAUUGUUCAAACCUGGCAUUGCGAAAAUCUCACGAACCUCAAUUGAUCUUCCGCCAUCACCGGGAUCGUUUAAGAUGAACCCAGAAGCAACAGAAUUUAUUUACGAAAAGACAAACAUCGCUCAAACAUCGAUUGAUCCAUUGCCAUCACAAGGAUCUGAUAAAGGAAACUCAGAUGCGACCGAAAGUAUGCAUGGUAGUACGAACAUCCCACCAGAAUCCAUUUAUUGCUUGCCAACAUGGGAUAAGGGAAGUUUGCCUCAUUUGAACUAUCUAAAUCCUUGUGGUGGGGUUAAUCAAUUGCCGUCAACUGUUGAAGGUACCAGUGAUGCGUCGUUUGAACAACAUGCAGUGUUUCCUUCUGAGGUCGAAAAUACUGCCGAGAACCCGGAAAUCGUCCAUGACCUUUAUGGAAAAGAUAACAAUGAUUCUUUGAUUCAUUUGCUUGGAACACAAAACGACAACAAGGAAACCAAAAAGGAUCAAUUGACCACCAAGACAUUUGAGACACGAGCAGAUCAUUACAAUAUUGCAUUUUCUGAUGAGAUAACGUCCCUGAUAGAAUCAAAGUCGAGCGCCACAGGUCAUUUGCUGUCAAAAGACAAGGCCGAUCUUAAGAGGAACGACAACCCGUAUCGAGUGGAGACAAUAAGAGAGAAAGAAAGUUUCCAGUUCGAUAAUGCUGAUGGGUUUAUAAUGCGUCGUCACCGAUCGAAUCCAACCACAAGAAAUGAACAGUCCUGGUAUCGUAAAACAGACGACGCUCGCUUAGAAUCGGUCGGAAUAAAAAGUUAUGAUGAGACGCCAUCAAAGAAUUCGAGCAGAACAAAGCAAAUCGGAAAAAAAAGCGGCGUUAUUCGUUAUGUACCAAGUUUCGUAAAACCAGACACCGGUGAAUGCUCAGAAGAUUGGAUAAAAUCUAUUUUGAAUCCGUCCAUAGAUAUAUUGAAUCCAAACGUAAACAGUCCGCAAUAUCCACGACAGGCCGUGCGUUCUGGAAACAUCGGUAUUGUGAAAUCCGCGGAAAGUUUAAACAAAACUGACGAUCAGAAGGUUUUUAGAGAGGCAGAAUAUACAUCGCCAGUGCCUUCAAAAGAGAAGCCAGAAGAAGAUGGUUUUGAGAAAUUAUCUUACGCUGAAAUAGUGAAAAAGAGAGCAGAGAAGAAUCUGUGAUUUCCCAAAAAGACGGGUGGUGAUGAUUUUCAUUUUUAUUUUGCAAAAUGUCACGAGUAUGUAAUAUGAAGUUAUGCUAGGUAUACCGUAGAUCUCCUCAUACUUAGAGAUCAUUCAAAAUUAAGAUUAGAUAAGCUUACCAGUUUAGUUAUUAGUACAACUUUUACAAUACGUGUCAUAUUGAGUUGUUGUAUUGUGGUUCUAGUGAUUAAGGUUACUAUGAUAUCUGUUUACAUGGAUGUGUUUGCAAGCCCUUAUUUUACGACAUUAGUUUAAGUUCGCUAUAUUGUAUAAUCAUUUUCAUUUGACAUCAGAAACUUUACUAAGUUUUAAAGGGACUCGUUCACAGAUUUUGUGUCGGUCAAGACUUUUCAAAUUAUAAAGUCAUUUGUUAAUACAGGCAUUAAAUUAAAAGCUAGAAAAAAAAGCUCAUGAUGCCAAAUUAAAAUCAAUUGAGCUCUAAUAUGAAGUUGUGAUGAUAUUUUAAAAUUGAAACAAGCAUUUUUUUCAUAUUUCACCCGAUGUCUGAUCCUAUAAAACGUGAACAGGUACCAUUCAAUACCAAGAAUCCAUAUUAUAUUUAAUAUAUUACAGAUUAUGCUUUGUUUUUGUUGUUGUUGUUUUUUUUUUCAAAUUGAUAAAAUUAAGGUUAUAACAUCUCGGCGAAGGAAGGCGCUUGUCAUUGGCAGAUUUGAGUUCUAAGACUGUUCACAAACAUAGGCAAUGGGCUUACAUUAUCUUAUGUUUUGAGUUUGAGUCUAAGACCUGCAAAAUAUUUAAAGAAACGCAAUAUUUGUUAUCUCAUUUUUAUUCACAACAGAAAUUGAAUAAUAGUAAAGUUUGAUACUUAUAAACUUAUGACCUGUGCUAAAUAAAAUCUAUUUUUUGAAUGUUUAACUAUUAUUUACACGUUGUUAUAAAAAUAAUGGAAUUAGAUGAUGUAAUGCCAUACAAAACAAAAUUUCUUUGGACAUGAAACUGUAUGUAAAUCAAGGUCUUAAAUAUAUAUAUUUGGUUAUACGUAUGCUAUUUUAAUUCAUUUUUUUAAAUUCAUAUUUUUAUUUGUUCAGUGAAUGAAAUUUUGAAGCCUUUUGGCAUUGAUAUAAACAUAUUGACUGCCAAUCAAGCUUUUUUUUUAGUUUUAUAAACAUGUAUACCUGUUGACGUGUAUAUAAUAAUAUUAUAUUGUGAUUGCCAUAUAUCGAAAGUGUUCGAAUAUAAUACAUUUUAAAUACGUUUUAAAGCUGCAUGCUUUUAUUUGAUUUUAUUAUUUGAUUUUACUCUCAUGUAUGUUCACCGCUGACAUAGUCAUAUCGAAGAGUUGACAGAGACAAUUUAGAUUUUAAAAGAGUAAUUAUUGCUGUUAUUGGACAUCUUCAUCAAACAUAAUUUUGGCUACUUUUAUAUGUAAAAACGUUUGCGAACUAAUAAAUAAUGUAGAAGUGUUAUAAAUGGGUUGAAAAAGUGAUACUUUGUUAAUGAUAUGAUUUCAUUGGAUGUUGCUGUUUAUCGAAAUGGUGCUGAUUAUUUUUGUUGCAAACUUGUUUGAUUGUUUGGUUAAGAAUAUUGCAAAUAUGAAAUUCAUAGAAACAAUGUUUUAAAGUAAUUGAACUCGUCUCGUCUUUGUCAAUACUUUAAUCAUGGCUCGUGAUUCCCUAAAUGUUUGAUAUAUUUUGAAUUGAUAUUGCUUGCUUAUUAAUAACUUGUAAACUAAAUGAUAUGCACAAUUGAUACAAAUGUUAAAGCUUGUAUCGAAACUCGAGCGUCAUUUGACCUAUUUUUUUGCAAUAUAUUUGAAGGUCAAAUACGCAUGUUUAUAAUAUGAUUAAUAUAUAUUUUUUCCUUAUCAGAAUGUGCUGUGUCUAUAUCUUCGAUAGAACAGAGAAUGCAAGAGCUGUUCAAGAAAUAUGUGGAUUUUCUCCCCUCUCCUUCGAAAUAGAGGGGGUAUAUUGCUUUGUACAUGUCGUUUGAUCCUCAAACUUGAUUUGGAGGUUGAGCGUGUCCAGUAGAUGAACCAUAUUGUCUUUGAGAUCAUUGGCUUAAUGGUCAAGGUCACUUUGACCUUGAAUGCAAAAAUGUUUGUCCUAGUGAUAACUCGACAAUGCCUAGACAUAUUGUUCUCAAACUUAAUCUGGAGUUGGGCAUGACCAGUAGAUGACCCCUAUUAGUUCUGAGGAUAUUGACUCUAUGGUCAAGGUCACAGUAAUCUUAAAUGCAAAAAGCUUGACCGAGUGAUAACAAGACAAUGCAAACAUAAUCAUAUGAUCCUUAAACUUGACAAAUAGGUUGUGUGUGACCAGUUUAUGACCCUUAAUGAUCUUGAACGCGAACAAUAAUGUCCGAGAGAUAACUUGACAAUGCACACACCGACUCAAACUUGAAAUAGAGACUGGGCAUUGCUAGUAGAUGACCCUUACUGAUUUUGAGUUCAUCAGGUCAAAUCAGCUGGCACUUCGGUCUAUGCAUAUUUUAUUCAAUUGACCAAAUAUUCCUGACAACAUUGCGCGCAGGGUACAUACUGUUUCAGAGAUCUCUUGUGUUUAUUUUAUUUAAACACAAUACUUGAAAUCGUGAUAUUUGUCAGUGAUUCUGCUUAUCAUAUGCAAUGUUUCCUUUUGGUACACAACCUUUCAUGUAAUUUUUAAUUGUCAUUAACAUGGAGGUAAGUAAGUUGGUGCAACCAAAUUGACGUCAAGCGAUUAAUGCAGCAUUAAAUAUUUAAAGUAGUUUAAGUUUACAAUGUAUAUUGUUUUGAUUUUUUAUGUCUCCCCCUCUCUGGGGGAGACAUAUUGUUUUUGCCCUGUCCGUCAGUCCGGUAGUCCGUCAGUCCGUCAGUCCGUCCGUACGUCACACUUCGUUUCCGAUCGAUAACUGGAAAACCGCAUGACCUAGGAUCACCAAACUUGGUAGGGAGGUUGGUCGUGAGGUGUAGAGGAUCCCUAUUGUUUUUGGGGUCACUAGGUCAAAGGUCAAGGUCGCGGCGACCCCCAAUAUAAAAAACAUUUCUGCUCAAAAUCUUGAGAACGGUUUGACCUAGGUUCACCAAACUUGGUAGGGAGGUUGGUCAUGAGGUGUAGAAGAUCCCUAUUGUUUUUGGGGUCACUAGGUCAAAGGUCAAGGUCGCGGCGACCCCCAAUGUAAAAAACAUUUCCGCUCAAUAUCUUGAGAAUGGUUUGACCUAGGUUCACCAAACUUGGUAGGGAGGUUGAUCAUGAGGUUUAGAAAACUCCUAUAUUUUGGGGGGUCACAAGGUCAAAGGUCAACGUCGCUGUGACCUCUAAUGUAAAAAAAUAUUUCCGUGCAAUAUCAGGAGAAUGCUUUGAUCUAGGUUCACCAAACUUUGAAGUGAGGUUGGUCAUGAUGUCUAGAUGAUCCCAAUUGUUUUGGGGGUAACAAGGUCAAUAGUCAAGGUCGUGGUGACCUUCCAUGUAAAAAUCAUUUGCGUGUAAUAUCUUUAUGUCUCCCCCAUUCAUGGGGAGACAUAUUGUUUUUGCCCUGUCCGUCAGUCAGUCCAUCAGUCUGUCAGUCAGUCAGUCAGUACGUCACACUUCGUUUCCGCCCAACAACUAUAGAACUCUUAGACCCAGGAACUUCAUACUUGGUAUGCUAGUUGGUCAUGACUAGUAGAUGACCCCUAUUGAAUUUGGGGUCACUAGGUCAAAGAUCAGGGUCAACGUGACCUUGAGGUGAAGAAACGGUUUCCACUCAAUAACUAAAGAUCCUUUGGGUCCAGGAACUUCAUACUUGGUAUGCUAGUUGUUCAUGACUAUUAGAUGACUCCUAUUGAGAUCAAAAGGUCAAAGGUCAAGGUUACCUUCAGGUAAAAAAUGUUAUGUUGGCAGUGACCUUAAGCUUAAAAAUGGUUUCUGCUCAAUAACUAAAGAAAGCUUGUACCCAGGAACUUCAUAGUUGUUCAUGACUAGUAGAUGACUCCUAUUGAUUUUGAGAUCAGUAGGUCAAUGGUCAAGGUCACCGUGACCUUGAGGUGAAGAAACUGUUUCCGCUCAAUAACUACAGAACGCUUGCAACCAGGAAUUUCAUACUUGGUAUGCUAGUUGGUCAUGACUAGAAGAUGACCCAUAUUGAUUUUGAGAUCACUAGGUCAAAGGUCAAGGUUGCCAUGACCUUGAAGUGAAGAAAAAGUUUCCGCUCAAUAACUAAAGAUCCUUUGGUUUCAGGAACUUCAUACUUGGUAAGCUAGUUGUUCAUGACUAGAAGAUGACCCCUAUUGAUUUUCAGAUCAAAAGGUCAAAGGUCAAGGUUACCUUCAGGUAAAAAAUGAUACGUUGGCGGUGACCUUAAGCUUAAAAAUGGUUUCUGCUCAAUAACUUAAGAACGCUUGUACCCAGGAACUUCAUUCUUGGUACGCUUGUCGGUCAUGGCUAGUAGAUGACCCCUAUUGAUUUUGAGAUCAGUAGGUCAAAGGUCAAGGUUGCCAUGACCUUGAGUUGAAGAAAUGGUUACCGCUCAGUAACUAAAGAACACUUGCACCCAAGAACUUAAUACUUGGUAUGCAAGUUGGUUAUGUAGAUGAUCCCUAUUGAUGUUGUGAUCAGUAGGUAAAAGGUCAUGGUCACGAUGACUGUGAGCUGAAAAAUGGUUUCCGAUCAAUAAUUGAAUAACGCUUGCGCCCAGGAACUUCAUACAAUGCAAACUUCGUUUACAUUUUCCAUGAUUAAUCAACAACACUUUCUUCUCUUCACUAUUUAAUAUAAUCGAAUAAACCAAACUUCACUGUUGGUUUGUCUCCAGUCCAAAGUUACAAAUUUCAUGUCCAUCAUUUAUUUUUUCUCAGCUACGACCACACAAUAGGGGAGACAAGCGCUUUUUCAAAAAAGCAAUCUCUAGUUUUUUGUUUUUUUUUAUUAUUGAACUUAGACAUCAUUACCAUAUAAGAGUAACAAUCAAAUGAAUUCAGGAUAAAUAAGAUUUUGAUAACGCAAAAGUGUUAGACCAUUAUCAAGUCUCGUGAUAGUAAGUGGUGAUCUAUUUUCUUGUUUGAAUAGCUAUAUUACAGAUAUGAUUGGUAAAAGUUAUAUACUAUAAGAUUUGUCAUAUUAAUAAGUGAAUGUACUGUUGAUCAAUGAAUCGCAGACAUAAACUGUUCCACGUUCAGGAUCUACAUAAAUCAAUGUAUCUUUCGUUUAUUGUAUUCUGUAUGCAGGUAAUGUAAUUUUACAAUUUAUCAAAUAUCUUAUAUCUUAUGUGCCUUUACAGUCAAGGAUAAGAAGUAUUAUGUCAGAUCUCCAAAAACAUUCAUUUCAUUUCGUGAUAAAACACGUUUGAUGAUAUCAGUAAAUAGGUAUCUUUUAUUUCAAUAUUUUUUUAGUUUAAAAUUGCCAUGUUGAUAAUUGUUUACGUUGUGCGAAAUCAACCAUAUCAUGAGAUCACCAUACUUGUAUUUAUUUUUGAAGGUAAAUCAAUAUCUUGAAAUUUCAAAGAUAUAUUAUGUUGUAUGUUAUGAAGAAAAAUAUUAUGUUAGAUUGAAAACAUGAUAAAUGAUGUUUUAUAUUUCAUCUUAUUAACCCUAUGUGGAUAAUGAAAAUGUGUGUACGUUAUUUUAUACGAGAAAAUAUACACUUAUGUGUUAUA
Messenger RNA from Mya arenaria, 12550 nucleotides. Its product is annotated as probable helicase with zinc finger domain. Gene Ontology annotation, biological process: regulatory ncRNA-mediated post-transcriptional gene silencing. Lineage: Eukaryota; Metazoa; Mollusca; Bivalvia; Myida; Myidae. The coding region runs from base 425 to 6958 and encodes 2177 amino acids. The transcript has 30 exons. Gene Ontology annotation, cellular component: cytosol; P granule. Gene Ontology annotation, molecular function: helicase activity; metal ion binding. The record is from RefSeq and is a predicted model, not a curated record.